CAGCAAUAAGUUGUAUUUUUUUAAAAAGAUGAAAGAAAUCCCGUAAAGUUUAUCUGGCGCAGUCGUGUGGAUCGGUUUCCGUCUAAGUGUUCGAAGUUUAAAAAAUUUCCGCCUAAGUGCCACCGCGAGUGAAUAUUGUGUUGCAGUGAUUUUUUUUAACAUCAAAGAACACAGUGCGAGGAACCAUCGACCACUAACGGAAAAUCUCGAACGGACAUCGAGAUUGGAAGGACGCAAAGAAGAAUCUAUUCACCACUGACCUGAUGAGAUGAAGAAACAUACCGGAACCUUCCUCUACCUCAUUAUAUCUACAUUCCUUACCAUAUCAUAUCCUCAAACCAUUCAAAUAAGCGAAAUAACCAACAACGCAGGAGCGUUGAUUCUUGAAAAGGGGGAGGGUAGAAUAAUAGCUGGCUACAGUAGAAUUUUACAUAUAAUCGAAUUAACACAAUUUGAAGUCUCAAUAAAAUUCAUAGAAAAUGUAAUAUCAAUUCUCCCAAAUACAAAUGGUCCUUUCUCUGUAUUAAUAAAAGCAACAUUAAUCGAUGUAAAACACCUUUAUAAUAAUUUGCAACCCAGAAAUAUCAGAAGUAAAAGGUCAAUCAAUUUUCUAGGCAGUGUAAUCAAAUUAGUAACAGGAAACUUAGAUGCAAACGACCUACAAAUAAUUAAUUCGAAUAUGGAGAAUUUGAAAACAACCGAAGAAAACCUUGUAAAACAAAACAAUAAUCAAUUGAAAAUAAAUACCAGAUUUGAAGACAGAAUAAAUUUUAUAAACGAUCAGUUCAGAAGCCAGCACAAUUUAUUAAAAGAAUUAUCAUUACAGAAUAACUACUUGCUUACCGAAGACGAAAAAAUUUCCAUUAUCUUCAAUUUGUACACAUUGUUCGACAUACUCAAUUCCAUAGAAAAUGCAAUAGUGUUAGCAAAACUCAAUAUUGUUAGUAGAUUUAUCCUCACUCAGAAAGAGUUAGAAAUGAUAGCUCAGGAAAUCCAAAGUGACGGGUUGAACAUCCAGAAUUUAGACGACGCCUACAGCUACUUAUCUCCAACUGUGUUCUACCGAGGAUCAUCUUUAAUAAUAUGUGCGAAUAUCCCGAGAUUGAUACCGACCCACUUCAAGAAACUCAGCGUUGAACCAUUACCAUACAAUAAUCGAACCAUCAAGAUAAACUAUAAAAACGUACUCCAACAUGACAGCACAAUUUUUGCCAUCCGAACAAAUUGCGAAGAACACAAUGACGUUACUUUAUGCGAGAGAAAACAAUUAACAGAUAUCAGCAACGAUCAAUGCGAAAGUCGAUUGAUCCAAGGACAAACAGGCAAGUGACAGAAAAAUACCCAUCAACAGAAGUCAUUCAGCUAUCACAUGGAACACUGCUAGUAAAAGCUAUAUCUGGAAAUGCAUCAAUAAAUAGCACCUGUGGAACACAUCAUAAAACCCUUAGAGGAAUUUUCCAAAUCACAUUCCAUAAUUGUUCAAUAUACGUCAACAACGAGCUCUAUGAAAACUACGAAAUAGAAUUUCAUCAUCCGAUAAUACUACCGCUACAACCACACAAAAUUCAAACAUUGCAUAUCGAACGUCACGUAAAUUUAUCAGAGCUGCAAGAACUUCACAUUGAAAACAGAGAACAUCUAAAAACAUUAGACCUCAACCACCGCAUAGGAUUCGGCAUCAUCAGCACAACGAUAAUCAUUAUGAUGAUUGGUUCAACUUUAUAUUUCAUUAAACGUCAACUGAAAUCAAUAAACAAACAAAAUUGCUCGGGACGAGCAAAACUUGAGGGGGGACGAGUUAAAACCGAAACAUCAGUCACUAACAAAGAAACAUCACUCAUAUCGCACAUCCAGCCGGACCCGAUACCAAGGAAAGCGGAGACAUCACUUUCUCGAGCAUCGAUCGUUCCCACAGCAUCAGCACUUCAAGCCAUGCCAGCAUCAACCCAUAAACAUCAGGAAGCGUACGAGAAUAAACUCAUAAAUUAUCCCGUCGCCCGAUCGUCCGAUCGGUCCUGAACAAACAACCAUUGUUCUCCAUCUAGCAACCCAGUUUAAGUCAGCAUAAUUCUAAGUGAGGAAUAGGUUUCCCU
Molecule: messenger RNA, 2093 nt
Organism: Toxorhynchites rutilus septentrionalis
Lineage: Eukaryota; Metazoa; Arthropoda; Insecta; Diptera; Culicidae
Exons: 2
Coding region: 269-1330 (353 amino acids)
Source: RefSeq, a predicted model, not a curated record